UGAAAUGCACGUGUCGGCCAAGAGUUCACCUGAUUGGUUGCUCUGCUUGUUCUUAAUCAGAGCAGUCUGUGCUCAACCUGUUGCUUUCUUUGAACCUCCUGGAAAAUAAAAACAAAACCUCGGUGGUCUGGAACUCAUAACCCGGUUGGAGAGAGAAUAAAUGGCACCGAGCAGGCGUCAUGGAGCCAAAAAGCAACAGCCCCUUCCAACCCUUGAGAGAAAUGGGUCUUGCAGAGUCGAUCAGAAAGAUUCUGGAUCUAAACUCCCCUGAGGAGGACGAAGCGCGUCAGUCCCAGUCUGAACAUUUCAGGCGGGGUUUAAUGUCGUUAAGCGUGAAUGAACUCGUGGACAGGGAGUCCUCUCCUGCUGCUCGGAAUCCACAGGUCGCACCGGAAUCAGCCGGCACCGAUUCCUUUCAGACACCGACGAUGAAUCGCGUCAGGCGGCGCCCCAAGGACCGAAAGAAGACUGCGUCUCGUCGCGGGGCUCCAGCUCCACAGCCGCCUGCAGAGCGCCAUCCUCCUCCUCCUCCAGCGCGCAUGUUCUGCAGCUUCUGCAAACAUAACGGUGAAUCCUUGCUGAUUUACGGAUCCCACUGGCUGAAGAACCAGGCAGGGGAGGUUGUGUGUCCCUACCUGAGGCAGUAUGUGUGUCCUCAGUGUGGCGCCACGGGGGCCAAAGCCCACACCAGGAGGUUCUGUCCUAAAGUGGACCCUUUUUACACGUCUGUCUACACUAAGACCAGACGCUAAUUCAUUUAUUUCUUUUAAUAAUCCAGCAUGUUUUUUUACUUUUGUGUGUUGCUUGCUGUGUCUGUUUUUUUUUUUUUUUUGCAUGUUUUCUGCUUGAAGUGAUUUUCGUUCUAAAGCAUUUUUAAGAUAAUGCUGUUUGUUUGUAUAAAUAUUUUUUUGUAAUGGCAUGAAUAAUGACUGCAAGAUGUUUUUUGGGGGGAGAGGGAGGAAAAGGAAAUGUUGCAGUUUUGGAGCACAGCCAGCAAAUGUCCAGGUUCACACAUCUAUAUGCAUGGAAAGACUUUACAUGAUAAUUUUGGGGGAUUGUAGUUGUAUCAAUACCUUUUCCACAAUGUGACCAUGGCAGUAUAUUUCAAGAUUUUAAUGACUGACCUUUUGUUUUGAUUCUUGAAGCAGCAGUGAUGCCAGCAAUGCGUUACUUUAUUGUACCUACUUUUUUAAUAUAUAUAAAAA
Molecule: messenger RNA, 1205 nt
Organism: Cyprinodon variegatus (sheepshead minnow)
Lineage: Eukaryota; Metazoa; Chordata; Actinopteri; Cyprinodontiformes; Cyprinodontidae
Product: nanos homolog 3-like
Exons: 1
Coding region: 180-752 (190 amino acids)
Biological process (GO): negative regulation of translation; oogenesis
Cellular component (GO): perinuclear region of cytoplasm
Molecular function (GO): mRNA binding; zinc ion binding
Source: RefSeq, a predicted model, not a curated record